GGUGAGCGGCCCGGGUCGGGCCAGCUUCCCGUUCCCCUACACGCCGUACCGCAUCCAGGAGCAGUUCAUGGCUGCGCUGUACGCUGCGCUGGAGGCCGGGCGGGUCGGAAUCUUCGAGAGCCCCACGGGCACGGGAAAGUCACUGAGCCUCAUCUGCGGGGCCCUCUCCUGGCUCCGAGACUUUGAGGAGAAGAAGCAGCAGGAGGAGGCACGGCUUCUGGCUCCAGAGGGCAGCGGGCAAGAAGAGAAGCAGCCCCUGGUUUCUGGUGGUCUGGCGUGUCCAAACAGCAGGGAUGCAUCUGGGGAACCAGACUGGAUCACGGCCUUUGUGCAGAAGAAAGAAGAGCAGGAUUUGGUGCACAGACUGAAGGAAGAGCAGAUCAGGAGGAAAAAGCGAGAAGAACGUCUUGAGAAAAUCCGCCAUAAUGUACAGUUAAAAUAUGCAGCGAAGAGGAAGAGAUCUGAAGAGGAUGAAAUGAAGCGCCUUCUUCAGCUCAGCAAAGAGAUUCUGUCAGAGGGAGCUGGAGCAGCUGUCCCAGAGCAGCUGGAUCACAAUGAGGAGGAGCUGAUCCUUGCUGAAUAUGAGAGUGACGAAGAAAAGAAAGUGGGAUCUGGGCUGGAGGAAGAUGAUGAUGAUGAUUUGGAAGAAGAGCAUGUGACGAAGAUUUACUACUGCAGCCGCACUCAUUCCCAGUUGUCUCAGUUUGUCCAUGAAGUGCAGAAAAGUCCUUUUGGCAAAGGCACGCGUCUGGUCUCCUUGGGAUCCAGGCAGAACCUGUGUGUGAAUGAGGAGGUGCGCCGCUUGGGGGCUCUGCAGCUCAUCAAUGACCGCUGCACAGAGAUGCAAAAGAACAAACACGAAAAGAAGAGUGAUGCAGAAGGGAAGAAGAGACGUGUGAGUCGCACUGUGUGCCCAUUUUAUUCCUAUGAGCAAAUGCAGUUUCUCCGUGAUGAAGUUCUAGUGGAAGUGAAGGAUAUCGAGCAAUUGGUGACUUUGGGAAAGGAGACCAAAGCCUGCCCCUAUUAUGGGAGUCGAUACGCUAUUCCUGCUGCUCAGCUGGUGGUGCUGCCCUACCAGAUGCUCUUGCAUGAGGCCACCAGGAACGCUGCAGGGAUCAUCCUGAAGGACCAGGUUGUAAUCAUCGACGAGGCCCACAACCUCAUAGACACCAUCACCUGUAUCCAUAGUGCGGAGGUCAGUGGCUCUCAGCUGUGCUGUGCCCACUCCCAGCUGCUGCAGUACAUGGAGCGAUACAGUAAACGUUUGAAGGCAAAGAACUUGAUGUACAUUAAGCAGAUCCUGUAUUUGCUGGAGCGGUUUGUAGUCAUGCUGGGAGGAAAUGUGAACCAAAAUCCUAGCUGCCAGGCAGUUUCCCAAACAGGGACAGAGCUGAAAUCCAUCAAUGACUUCCUAUUUCAGAGCCAGAUUGAUAAUAUCAACCUCUUCAAGGUGCAGCGUUACUGUGAGAAGAGCCUCAUCAGUAGGAAGCUUUUUGGAUUUGUGGAGCGAUACGGCAAUCCUGCCCCAGCUGUGAAGACCAACAAGGAGAACCAGAAGCUGGCUGGUUUGCAGAACUUUCUUAUGACUCUCCAGCAGGGAUCUCAUAAGGAAGGCCCUCUCCAGAGCCCUCCCGUGGAGGCUGACAAUGACCAGCUCCGAGCUGCCUCUCCUCUGAUGCACAUCGAGGGAUUUCUCUCAGCCCUCACGAACGCAAAUGAAGAUGGUCGAGUCAUUCUCAAUAGGCAAGGUACUAUUGGUCAGAGCAGCCUCAAAUUCCUCUUGCUGAAUCCAGCUGUCCACUUUGCCAAGGUGGUGAAAGAAUGUCGUGCUGUAAUCAUUGCUGGGGGCACCAUGCAGCCGGUGGCUGAUUUCCGGGAGCAGCUGCUGUCCUGUGCUGGUGUGGAUCCUGCACGUAUCAUGGAGUUCUCCUGCGGACACGUGAUCCCUCCAGAAAAUAUUUUACCCAUAGUCCUCUGCAGUGGUCCUUCCAACCAGCAGCUGGAGUUCACCUACCAGACAAGAGACCUGCCCCAGAUGAUGGAUGAGACAGGACGAAUCCUCUGCAACCUGUGCAACGUGGUCCCAGGGGGUGUGGUGUGCUUCUUCCCCUCCUAUGACUAUGAGAAGCAGGUGUAUGCGCACUGGGAGAAAACAGGGCUGCUCACCCGCCUGGCAACUAAGAAGAAGAUCUUUCAGGAGCCUAAGAAAGCCAACCAGGUGGAGCAGGUGCUGGUGGAGUAUGCCAAGUGCAUAAAGCGGUGCAGCCAGGCUGGAGGCCAGAUGACGGGGGCCCUGCUGCUUUCUGUAGUUGGAGGCAAAAUGAGUGAAGGAAUCAAUUUCUCGGAUGACCUGGGAAGGUGUGUGAUUAUGGUGGGAAUGCCUUACCCCAACAUUAAAUCUCCAGAGCUUCAAGAGAAAAUGACUUGGCUCGAUAAAACAAUGCCAAGAGCUGCUAGCCAGGCACCUAGCAGAGUGCUGAUUGAAAACCUGUGCAUGAAGGCAGUAAACCAGUCAAUAGGAAGAGCCAUUCGCCACCAGAAGGACUUUGCAAGCAUCCUGCUCCUGGACCACAGGUACUCACGCCCUGCUAUCCUUAACAAGCUGCCACAGUGGAUCAGGGAGAGAACCCAGGUCAAGCCUGCCUUUGGAUCAGCUUUUGCAGAACUAAGAAAGUUUCACCGAGGGAAAUCAGACUGAUGCAGACCAGAGAAGCGGGCUGUAGAUCAACUCUGUGAUCCACACCUUUUGAAGAACACCCAAAGCAACGCAGGUUCCUGUUUUUCUGUUCCAAGUGGUUUGCUAAUCUCCUCUCUGCCCCCAUUGUUUGUUGUUCAGUAUGAGCACUUGGCCUUCACCACCACAGCCAGGAGGGAAACCAGUUGAAGGACCGACACUAGUGAAGGUAGCAGAAGGCUUCUCUUUGUUUACAGCUGUUAAGGUUUUAUUUAAGUCUAUUAAAUAUUUUCAAC
Lagopus leucura (white-tailed ptarmigan) is the source of this 2970-nucleotide messenger RNA. RefSeq names its product DEAD/H-box helicase 11 (gene DDX11). Gene Ontology annotation, biological process: nucleobase-containing compound metabolic process; establishment of sister chromatid cohesion. Gene Ontology annotation, molecular function: hydrolase activity, acting on acid anhydrides, in phosphorus-containing anhydrides; DNA binding; DNA helicase activity. The record is from RefSeq and is a predicted model, not a curated record. NCBI's taxonomy places the organism in Eukaryota, Metazoa, Chordata, Aves, Galliformes, Phasianidae. Gene Ontology annotation, cellular component: nucleus. The coding region runs from base 68 to 2698 and encodes 876 amino acids. The transcript is spliced from 26 exons.